Molecule: messenger RNA, 738 nt
Organism: Aspergillus vadensis CBS 113365
Lineage: Eukaryota; Fungi; Ascomycota; Eurotiomycetes; Eurotiales; Aspergillaceae
Exons: 2
Coding region: 1-624 (207 amino acids)
Source: RefSeq, a predicted model, not a curated record
AUGGUUCUUGUCGGUAGUGAAAAGCCCAGUGUGCAUAUGCGCUGUGCCGUCGCAACUGAGCUACUCGAUGAAUUGAGUGCUGUUCCGUUGGCAUUCUUCCACGCAUCAAGCACAGUGACAUUUCUGACCAAAAUCGAAUCAAGCCGAUCAUCUACCCCUGGUCUCGCGGUGAAACUGCGCGGUCAGAUCAGUCGAACCGACCGAUGCAUGCAGCAACUCUCGCAACAAAACUCCGGACCCGGACUAUCAUCAAUCGGGCGAACGCUACUUUCUAACAACGCCGAUCUCAGUAUCUUGAGAUCUCCAGAGCAGCCAGUACCAACUGACAUAGCUCGUGGUCAUCAAGAAAGUUUUGAUUCCAUUGGGAACAUCGACACAAAUCUAGACCUCUGGUCUCAAAAUCAGGUGCCAGCCGUGGCUUCACAGCCCCCCUCAUACCUAUCACCCUCUCGGCCCGAGCGCUGCUCCGCGCCUUCGACUUUACACAACACUCAAAGUCAAGAAACAGACAUACCAUUUAGCAAUGCCUUUGACUUCAUGCAACCAGAUUCAUCACAAGCCGCCUUGAAUAAUGGAAGUAUGCCGACCACCAAUCGAUACGUGCUUCCCAGCAAUCUAAUUUGACAAAUGGCCAUUCUUUCUCGGACAGACGGAUACCUAUGAACCGGUAGAUUCCUUCUUGUUUUCCAAUGGGAGCCGCCAACAUGACAACAUUGUGUUGAAUGGCCAGUGAUGGUG